Messenger RNA from Gadus chalcogrammus (walleye pollock), 3235 nucleotides. It is a transcript of the gene arhgap25, whose product is annotated as Rho GTPase activating protein 25. Gene Ontology annotation, cellular component: phagocytic cup. Bases 128 to 1777 code for a protein of 549 amino acids. Gene Ontology annotation, biological process: phagocytosis, engulfment; activation of GTPase activity; negative regulation of small GTPase mediated signal transduction. The transcript has 8 exons. Gene Ontology annotation, molecular function: GTPase activator activity. NCBI's taxonomy places the organism in Eukaryota, Metazoa, Chordata, Actinopteri, Gadiformes, Gadidae. The record is from RefSeq and is a predicted model, not a curated record.
GGCCACACUCAAGGGCCUCAUAGGGCCCCAUGUUGAAUGAUGUAUGAUGUAUGUUGUAUGUUGUAUGAUGUAUGUUGUAUGUUGUGUGUUGUAUGAUGUAUGUUGUAUGUUGUAUGUUGUAUGAUGUAUGUUGUAUGUUGUAUGCGUGUGUCCUCCAGGGAGCAGCAGGGAGCGGGAGCGCUGUCCGUACGUCUUCAUGACCAGCUCCCAGACGGACCUGGAGGAGUGGGUGCGCACCCUGAGGAGAGCCAUCGGGACCCCCACCACGGGAGUGUUCGGUAAGAGUCUGGGGGACACGGUGACGUACGAGCGGCGCUUCGGGCCCCAGCUGGUCCCCAUCCUGGUGCAGAAGAGCGUGGAGUUCAUCCGGGAGCACGGCCUCGGCGAGGAGGGCAUCUUCCGCCUCCCGGGGCAGGACAACUCGGUGCGGCGGUUCAGGGACGCCUUCGACGCCGGGGAGAGGCCGUCCUUCCCCAGUGACACUGACGUCCACACGGUGGCAUCGUUGCUCAAACUGUACCUGCGGGAGCUGCCGGAACCCGUGGUUCCCUGGAGCCAAUACCAAGACUUCCUGAGCUGCACCUACAAGAUCGACCCCAGCACCACGGGCCUGGAGAGCUUGGAGAAACAGAUCGCCCUCAUUCCCAGGAUAAACUACAACCUGCUGGGUUACAUCUGCAGGUUCCUGUUCGAGGUGCAGCUGGAGUCCAAGGUGAACAAGAUGAGCGUGGAGAACCUGGCGACCGUGAUGGGAAUCAACCUGCUGAAGCCCCAGAUAGAGGACCCCAUCACCAUGAUGAAAGCCACUCCCCAGAUCCAGCGGCUGAUGACGCUGAUGAUCCGGCACCACGAGGAGCUCUUCCCCCCCGCCCGGGACCUCCCGCCCUCGCCCCCCGCCAGCAAGACCCGGAAGAAGAAGAGCAGCGCCCCCCGAAGCUUCGUGGGCUGGGAGGGGGCCGAGAUGGCCGACGCCUCGCUGUCCGAGUCCCCCGAGGAGGACGAGGACAACGACAGCGCGGAGGACGGCAGCCCCACCGAGCCCUUCCCCUCCCGCCUGGACCCCUCCGCCUCCAGCCCCCGCAAGCGCACCCAGACGCUGCCCAGCUUCCAGCAGCCCCCCCGGGGGGCCGCCAAGAAGGGGGAGGCCCUGAACCAGCGGAGCCGCACGCAGGACGUCCCGGAGGAGAGGAUGGGGACGCUGUCGGAGGACAUCUUCAAGAUCCUGGACCUCCACCGGGUGGCGCUGUUCGGGAGCAAGACGGAGCGGGAGGCGGGCCAGGAGGGCGGGGAUGUGAGACGGAGAGGAAGCCGGGGCUCCGCCUCUUCCCCCAAAUCCCCGAGAGUCCCCCGGGCGUCUGAAGACCCCUCAGCACCUGCUGAACCACAGAGCCCCCAGGCCUCCAGCGGCUCAGGUCCUGGUCCUGGUCCUGGUCCUGGUCCUGGUCCUGGUCCUGGUCCUGGUCCUGGUCCUGGUCCUGACCCUGGUCCUGGUCCUGGUCCUGGUCCUGACCCUGGUUCUGCUAGUCCAGGUCCUGGUCUUACUCCUGCUCCUAGUCCAGGUCCUGGUCUUGGCUCCAGCCAGCCAGAGAGCCAACAGACCCUCCAGCAGAUCAUUGAGAGCCUGCAGCAGAGGAACGCUGAGCUGACCUCCACCGUGACCCAGCUGACCUCCUCCCUGGAAGAAGAGCGCCGCCGUGUGGCCGCCCUGGAGGCGUGUCUGAGGAGCGCUGGCCGCAGCCACGACCACCCCCCCCCCGACCUGAACACAAUACUGUGACACAUCACCCAGCGGCCAUCUUGGAUGGGCAUCUCGGGCAGCCAUCUUGGAUGGCCAUCUCGGGCGGCCAUCUUGGAUGGCCAUCUCGGGCGGCCAUCUCGGUGCUCAACGGUAACUGGGUGGAGGAAAUCAAAGCAGAACACAUCCAGUUAGCUCCACCCAGCUCCACGUAGAACCAAGAUGGCCGCCUGUCAGGGAUGGCUCGUUCUCACGGGAACCUGAACGCCGUUCUUUAGAACACAAUUACAAUUAGAAUUAGGGCAUUUAGCAGACGCUUUUAUCCAAAGCGACUGACAUCGGUUAAUACACACAUUGACACACCGACAGUGAGUCAACCAUGCAAGGCGACAGCCAGCUCGUCAGGAGCAGUUAGGGUUAAGUGUCUUGCUCAGGGACACAUCAACACUCAGCUAGGAGGAGCUGGGGAUCGAACUAGCAACUAGCUCUACCUCCUGAGCUAAGCCCGACCCCUCAACACGGUUGCUGAGUUACGAGUGCGUGUAAGGCCUGUAUUGCCCAAUGUUUAUCAUGUUAUUUUUAUUAUUAUGUUAAGAGAUUCACAUUGAGGACCACCGCUGUUUUAUCACCUUGCUCACAGACAGACUAUGCUUUUCCUCAGCAUCUUAAAAUAUUUUAGUAUCGAAUGUAUCAAAAUUACAGUAUCGAAUGUCAAGUAAUUUAAAAUGUUUUGUGCCAUGAAUAAAGUUCAACAAACCUCUUUAACCACUGAAAGCUGCGGGAUCCAUGUCCACAUACUGGGCUGCCCUCUCCCAGGUCCUCAUAAGACGUACCAGUGUUGGUGUGGGGGGUCAAAGGUGGAAUGGCGUUCUGUGAUGUCAUGUUAUUGUUUCUUCUAGUAGAGUACAGUUCCUGUCUGGGAGCGGCUGAGCGAGUCAUAACGAACACUCCUGGAAGACCACUAGGAGAAAUAGGCAAUAUGUUCUGUCAACUGAUGUAAGUAGUAGUCAUAACCCUAACCCUAACCCUACAUGAUGUGAGCGAGGCUGUGAGGGAAACAGAAGGCCACAUGGCCAGAGAGGAAAACAACAGGGGAAGAGGAGGGAAAACCAGAGAUAAGAGGAUUGUCCGAGAACCGUCGUGGAAAUAGUCGGGAUGCCUUCACCACCUAAGGCAAAGAACAGACAACCCUAUGGUCCCAUUGUGUGUGGUAGCCAUACACACUCAAAGACACACACAAAGACACACACACACACACACACACGAGAUAGCUGCUCGUCCGUUCAGUUUGUGGGUGAGUGUGAGCGUGAGUGUGAGUGUGUCUGUGUGUGUAUGUGUGUGUGUGUCUGUGUGCGUGCGUGCGUGCAUACAUGUGUGUGUGUGUGUGUGUGUGUGUGUGUGAGUGUCAGCAUGAGUGUAUGUUUGUGUGUGAAUGUGUAUGUUUGUGUUUGCGUGUGUGUCUGUGGUUGUGUGUGUGUGUGCGUGCGGUGUGUGUGUGUG